Molecule: messenger RNA, 3063 nt
Organism: Xenopus laevis (African clawed frog)
Lineage: Eukaryota; Metazoa; Chordata; Amphibia; Anura; Pipidae
Gene: csrnp3.L
Product: cysteine-serine-rich nuclear protein 3 L homeolog
Exons: 5
Coding region: 272-2005 (577 amino acids)
Biological process (GO): regulation of transcription by RNA polymerase II
Cellular component (GO): nucleus
Molecular function (GO): sequence-specific DNA binding; DNA-binding transcription factor activity, RNA polymerase II-specific
Source: RefSeq, a predicted model, not a curated record
GACUGCUUUGCAAGCAGUAGGUAAUGAGUCUUUGUGCCGACUGGAGCUCUUGCCGGUGAACAAUAAAGCAUAUGUUCCCUGCAAAAAAACACUGAGCUGGAAAAUUUUAAGAAUGUUUCAUUCACAAGGACGACAACCAACCAGCAUGGCAAUGCUGUGUUUUAAAAACCAGUGAUCAGCAUUAAUCGGAUUGUCAUUAGAAUUGCUGCAUAUCAAGCUUAUGGAUUGGCAAACAUCAUAUUGAGCAGGUAUAUGCAACAACAUUGCAACUAUGAGCGGAAUUUUAAAGAGAAAAUUUGAAGAAGUAGAAGGCUCUUCACCUUGUUCUUCUAUACAGGAAUCUGAUGAUGACGUUUCCAGCAGUGAGAGUGCAGACAGUAGCGACAGUGUCAAUCCAUCUAGCUCAAAUCACUUCACACCAUCAUCCAUUCUAAAACGAGAGAAACGACUUAGAGCCAAAAAUGUCCGAUUCAACUGUGUCACAGUGUAUUAUUUCACAAGGAGACAAGGAUUUACAAGCGUGCCGAGCCAAGGAGGAAGCACAUUGGGGAUGUCCAGCCGUCACAACAGUGUUCGCCAGUACACCCUUGGGGAGUUUGCCUUAGAACAAGAUAGGUUACAUAAAGAUAUGCUGAGAGAUCACCUGAGAGAAGAGAAACUCAACUCCCUCAAACAAAAGAUAACCAAAAAUGGCACGGUGGAAUCUGAAGAAGCCAGUAUUUUAACCCUAGAUGAUAUUUCUGAUGAUGAUAUCGAUUUAGACAACACUGAGGUAGACGAAUAUUUCUUCCUGCAACCUCUGCCAACAAAGAAACGGCGAGCACUGCUCCGAGCAUCUGGAGUUAAAAAGAUUGAUGUGGAAGAGAAACAUGAGCUGAGAGCCAUCCGUCUAUCGAGGGAAGACUGUGGUUGCGACUGCACAAUAUUUUGUGAUCCAGAAACAUGCACUUGCAGCCUAGCAGGCAUAAAAUGUCAGGUUGAUCGUAUGUCGUUCCCGUGUGGGUGUUCCAAGGAAGGAUGCAGCAAUACAGCUGGUAGAAUUGAGUUUAAUCCUAUCCGUGUAAGGACACACUUUUUGCACACAAUCAUGAAGCUGGAGCUAGAGAAAAACAGAGAGCAGCAGGCAACUCUUGGAAAUGGUUGCCACAGUGAUGUCAACUCACUUGCCAGUGCUCUAGCCCAAAAUGGCCACUCCGUAGAGUUUGCUGAGAAUUUUGAAAUAGAAACUGAAUCUCAGUCAGCUUUAAUGCACUUUCAGUCUUCUGAACAUCUAGACUGCAAUGGUGAUGAUGAAGAGGAAGAUGAUGGCAGCAGUUACUGUAGUGGGGUUACUGACUCCAGUACACAAAGUUUAGCACCUAGUGAAUCAGAUGAUGACGAUGAUGAAGAUGAUGAGGAUGAUGGAGACAAAUCAGACGACUUUAGUGAAGUAAUUUCACCUCAUGAUGACAAUAUUACCGGACAUUCAGUCCUUUGCUAUUCCAAUGGCAACACAAUGCAUGACACCCACCUGAAAAAUGCUUCCUAUUACUCUAACUCAUCAGCCCUGUAUUAUCAAAUAGAGAAUCACAACUCUGGCACCACAAACCAAAUAUCUGAGCCAUAUCCAGAUAGGAGCUCUGCGAAAAAUGGCACACUUAAUUUGGCUCCUUACAACAUGAGAACAGAGCAGUUCACUGACUACACAAGACCACAUGAAGAAGGCUUCUCCAGCUGCCAAUAUCCUACAACAAACCAAUCUGUCAUAGUGUGCUGUGCUGCUUCAGAAAAUGAAAAAAACUCAUCUUGCCACAAUUUAUACCCUGAGCUAAGGUCAAACCUCCCUCAAGUAGAAUUUCACUCAUACUUAAAAAGUUCCUCUUCUGAUGGAUUUGUUCCUAAUUUAAAUGGAUCUAGCCAUCAUUCACCUGAACUGCUUAAUGAUAAUCCUGUAAACCUAUCAGAAACAAGUAAACUUCAUGAUGAUUGCAUAAAAUCCCCUGUAGUGGAAACAGUACCUGUUUAGAUAACAAUGUCCCACUACUUUUCCUUCUUCUCCAACUGUAAUUGAACUCAAUCAAUCUCAAACAAUCAAAAAUAUUUUUAACCAAACUCAGCUGAUCUACAAUUUUUUUGCUGUCUAGUAGAAAUUGGUUAAACAUAACUCUUUAGUUGUCUAAGCUAGACAAUGCACACAAAUCUGUUUCUCUAGCAAUGUAAACUACUGAAACUAUGUUGAUUUAUUAGCAAGCAUUGGUUUGAAUAUGUUAAUCUUUCUAUAUGUCUCUAAGUAGCCUUGUAUCAAAGUAUGUGAAUACUGAGAAACCAGCUCAAUGAAAUUCUAAUAUAUUUGAGAAAAAUGGGCUCUGUACAAAAUUAUCAUAUGAUUUUUUCAAUACAGAAAAACCUAAAUACUGGAUUUAUUGAAGAAAGAAAAAAAAAUCGAUAUCAUUUAGUGAAACAAUAUUUCUUCAUUAUUUAUGUGAUUUAUUUAUGGAAUUUAUGUGUAUUAUGCAGUGUUUGUUUUUAUACAAAUGGACAGCAUGUUCAUUGUGGGGUGGGUCGGGUGGUUGAGGAUUCCUAGAUUGUUAGAGCAUGUCUGCAAAAAUAAUAAAAACUGUAGCAUUUUACUAAGACAUAUCAUAAAAGACUGUGCAAAUUGCAUUGACUUUUUUUGUUGGACAUGAAGUCCAUUAGAACCAAAUAAUGCUUCUUAAACCACAAGUGAUGUUAUUUUUAUGGCGAUACUGUGAUAUUGUUCUGCAGAUUGUUGCUAUUAGUCCUGAAACAUUUCACUGCCUUUUGAUUUUAAUGGUUCCAAGUUUGCCAUCAGAAUUCUCAGGCUCUGAAUAUAAGUCCUCCAUAGAUUGUCCAAAACCAAUACUUUUGGUAGCUAUUGCUUUUGAACCAAACUAAACAGCGGUUCAAUGAUUUGAUCAUUAAAUAGUGACAGCAUUAACUGAUUUUUUUGUGAACCUGAUAAUACAAGUAGAAAGAUUUUCUUAUCAGUAGGGGUUAUUUACUAAAUUCUGAAUGCAAAAAUCAUGUAAAAUUCAUUAUAAAAUCUGACUUUUAAAAAACGUA